This is a messenger RNA of Fulvia fulva, 882 nucleotides long. RefSeq lists its product as uncharacterized. Bases 1 to 882 code for a protein of 293 amino acids. The record is from RefSeq and is a predicted model, not a curated record. Gene Ontology annotation, biological process: mycotoxin biosynthetic process. Lineage: Eukaryota; Fungi; Ascomycota; Dothideomycetes; Mycosphaerellales; Mycosphaerellaceae. The transcript has 3 exons.
AUGCCGUCGCAAGGUAGAGGUAUGGCCGCUGUGCCGCUGCUGAGCAGCUUCUCGCCGUUCCGCGACAACGAGCAAGAUGAUGACGAAAAGCCGUCCGAGACGCGGAGUGUCGCGAAGCCCGCAGUAAAGUACAGUGUAUUCUGGGUCGCAUUGAUGUGCUGCUCGAUCGGACUGGCCAUAGGAGUCACCUUGGGUGCUGGAGCGGCUACUGUAUACAAUCGAAGAAACACGACCAAGAGUUGCCUGAGCCAUACGUCAUCAGCUUCGCCGGUGACGAGAGACAUCGAUGUCAACUACCACAUCCAGCAGUUCGAGGGCCACUUCAUGCAGGAGAACAUUUAUCGACAGAAAGGCCGACCUGAGGUUGAUGAGGCCUGGGAGGCUCUUGGCAUCAACUACCGAGCUGUGCGGGUGCCCAGUGAAGUCGCCCCAGAGGUCGGUCUGGCGGCGGAUCAGGUCCAGAUCAAUGAGAAGUAUGGAGGUGGAUUUCCUGCAAAUGUCGAAGGCUUGCACCAUCUCCAUUGUUUGAACCUCCUUCGCAAAGGUCUCUACUACAAUUUCGGCUACUACAAAGAUCUUGGUGAAGGCGCAUUCCAAAACGAGGACCACAUCGUGCAAAAGCAUAUAUCACACUGUGUCGACAUAAUCCGGCAGCAGUUGAUGUGCACUGUCGACAUCGGCGUGCUUGGCCAGGUGUGGUAUCAGCCUGGUGGCGACGACCCGUAUCCGAAAGCCUUUGUGGACUUCAACACGAAGCAUGUCUGUCGCAACUACGAAGAUAUCAGGAAGUGGGCUGAAGUUCGACAAUUGCCGGAAGAUGUGCCAGAUGAUUACCUAGCGCCACCGAUUCCUGGAGCCAAGAUCCAUGAUGGUAUACCUUAA